Messenger RNA from Pan troglodytes (chimpanzee), 1758 nucleotides. It is a transcript of the gene CAPS, whose product is annotated as calcyphosine. The transcript has 5 exons. Gene Ontology annotation, molecular function: calcium ion binding. Gene Ontology annotation, cellular component: vesicle. Lineage: Eukaryota; Metazoa; Chordata; Mammalia; Primates; Hominidae. The record is from RefSeq and is a predicted model, not a curated record. Bases 636 to 1205 code for a protein of 189 amino acids.
GGCGUGAGCCACCGCGCCCAGCCCACCUGGGGCAUUUUUGUUGCUGUACAAUAGAAACAAGUUCUCUAUAUGUUCCCCAGGCUGGUCCAAACUCCUGGGCUCAAGUGAUCCUCCCACCUAGACCUCCCAAAGUGCUGGGAUUUCAGGCAUGAGCCGCAGUGGCUGGUCAGAACCUGGGGCCCUUUUGAACUUUGAUUCCUCAGCAAUUUUGUCAGCCCUGGCUCGGGCUGAGAAGCCCCUGUGAGGCCAGAGAGGGAAAGGGACCUGUCCAGGGUCACACAGGAAUCAUGCCUCGAGCCUCCCCAGCCACGGACUUGUAUCCAUCCAGGGCAUUUCAGCCCCUGCAGGGCAGUGGCCUGCCCCUCCUCCUUGGAGCCAGGAAGGGAUGCAGUGCCACAGGGAUCUGGCUCUGUCCCAGGCCCUGUGGGGCUGGCAGUUGAGUAAGCAGUCAGGCUGGGUGCACCCAUCCCUCCCCCACUCCCCACUGCCCAGCACAGUGCAUUCAUGCAGCUGGGCCCCGCCCCAUCUCCAGAGGCACCUUCCACUAGCAACAGUCUCCCCGGGCACAACACAGCUAACACAAGGCCCCGCAGGCAGGACUCUGGGACAGACGCAGGCCAGAGCCCAGACCAAGCAUGGACGCCGUGGAUGCCACCAUGGAGAAACUCCGGGCACAGUGCCUGUCCCGCGGGGCCUCGGGCAUCCAGGGCCUGGCCAGGUUUUUCCGCCAACUAGACCGGGACGGGAGCAGAUCCCUGGACGCUGAUGAGUUCCGGCAGGGUCUGGCCAAACUCGGGCUGGUGCUGGACCAGGCGGAGGCAGAGGGUGUGUGUAGGAAGUGGGACCGCAACGGCAGCGGGACGCUGGAUCUGGAGGAGUUCCUUCGGGCGCUGCGGCCCCCCAUGUCCCAGGCCCGGGAGGCUGUCAUCGCAGCUGCAUUUGCCAAGCUGGACCGCAGUGGGGACGGCGUCGUGACGGUGGACGACCUCCGCGGGGUGUACAGUGGCCGUGCCCACCCCAAGGUGCGCAGUGGGGAGUGGACCGAGGACGAGGUGCUGCGCCGCUUCCUGGACAACUUCGACUCCUCUGAGAAGGACGGGCAGGUCACACUGGCGGAAUUCCAGGACUACUACAGCGGCGUGAGUGCCUCCAUGAACACGGAUGAGGAGUUCGUGGCCAUGAUGACCAGUGCCUGGCAGCUGUGAGCAGCUCCGGCUCAGCCCUGCUGCCCUGGCCUGUCACUCCCCACCCCUGCCGGAGACCUCCCUUCCCUGGGCCCCUUCUCUCCUGGGCAGCCACACCACAGAGCGGGGAGGGGCAGGUGGGGGAAUGGAGGCUGCAGGACUGGCUAGACCAGGUCCCUGCCAGGCCACCAGGCGGAGGUGGGACAAAGGUCCUAACAGGAGUCACUGGCUCAGGACCCCAGGGAGAAACGCUCUCCCCACCCACGCCAUGCAGACCAGAGGCCUUGCAGCCCCUGUGGAUGCCCCCGCCGAGGUCCCCCGAUCCCCGCACCCGGACUGCUGCUCCCUGCCCCUCCCUUGCGGGUCCCCCAGGAAGCCAGGUGACCCCAGGUGGGAGGCUGUGUGUGGAGGCCAUCCUGGAAGGAAGUUUAGACCUGCCCAGGUGUGGAGCGAGGGGCACAGGGGCAUCCUAACCUCAGAAACUGAAAUAAAGCCUUUGAAAAAAAAAUCUGUAAAACAUCAACCCCCAAUCAGAAGAUGGCAAAUGGGGAAUAAAAAUAGCAGGUAACACGUC